UUGUAGCUGUACAGUUUUUCAAAAUUUUGAAUAAUUAUCAGUUUUUAGUAGUACUUACAUACACUUCAACUUAUAAAACUGUAUAAUAAUAUAUUAUCGUCGAAUUACCUAUGUCUACGUAUACAUUUAAAAAAACGUUUGAUUUAAUUACGAUUUGAAAUUUUUGUUUGAGGGGAAGUUUAUAUGUACAUUAUUUUUCUCGUUCUUUUCCGAGGUUCCGUUAGGUCACGUUUUAAAACUACCUGGAUCUGGUGGAAUCAAUUUGCCUAUCUUUGCCACAAAUAAAAAAAAUGUCUGAGGAGGAAUCAACGCAAUAUCAUUAUUUCAUGGUAUAAAAUGUAAAUUUAAUAAUACGUUCACGGCCGCAGAUGAACAUGCUGUACACACGUCCAAUGCCGGUGGCCGAUCACUUUAUGGCGCCUUGGGCCUAUAGCGACGAACAAACGGCCGCGGCCAACUUGGGCGAAGUGUGCGAAACGUGCUAUACACAUUGCGGCGCCGGCAAGACGGAACUGUGGCGGCACGCGCGCGACGAGCAUGGCGCGGACCCGGGCCUGUCGUGUCAAGUUCCCAGCUGCGGCCGGCGAUUCUUCGCUGCGGCCAUGUGCGCAGAUCAUCGUGCGCACCACCGUAACGGCGGCGGCGGUCAGCGCGCCGAUCACGACAUCGCGGGCCCGAAUGACCGGGCCACCGUUGACGUGCGAACUGUGCGGUCACCUGUCCAUUAACCGGUCCAAGUACGACAGGCACGUGAGCGCGGCGCACCCCGAAGCCCUGGCCGCCACGUGCGGCGUGUGUCACACGUAUCUGGGCGACGUGUCGUCGCUCAUCGACCACGUGCAGCGCCGGGCACGCCCUCGAGAUCUGUCCCGAUCUGUCCGCGGCAGAGCAGACUUACGGACAGUUGAUCCGAUCCGAAGGGUCGCACCGGCGGAGUAUACGUGCACUGUGUGCGGCAGCGUACGGCACAACCGCUUCAUGUAUGUGCACAGGCGAUGCACGGCCUCGCCGAUGACGUUUUCUCGAACCACCCGCAGUCUCCAUGGUCGUGCAUCACAGCUAUGUGCAGCAGUUCGUGCACCCACAGCGCAGUGCCCGAUGCACCCACGACUAUGUGCAGCAGUCCGUGCACCCACAGCCGCAGUGGCCCGAUGCACCACGACUAUGUGCAGCAGUCCGGUGCACCCACAGCCGCAGUGGCCCGAUUCAACCACGACUAUGUGCAGCAGUCCGGUGCACCCACAGCCGCAGUGGUCCGGUGCAUCCACAGCUAUGUGCAGUAGUCCGGUGCACCCACAGCUAUGCAGUACCCCGGUGAAUCCGUAGCUACAGUAGUCUCGUACGGUCACAUCGUCGUCCUCUGUUAUUGUCGGUGCAUAAACAGUUCACGAUCGAUUCGCUUGAUACAUAUAUUAUAAUUUUAUUAUACUAAUUUAUAAUAUUAGGUAUUAUGUUUCAACGGAUGUUCUGCACAUGUGAAUACCAUUAUUGCCUUCAUUAUUGUAUAAUAUUUAUUAUAAUGACACGUUUUCGCGCUCUUUGCCGU
Molecule: messenger RNA, 1546 nt
Organism: Acyrthosiphon pisum (pea aphid)
Lineage: Eukaryota; Metazoa; Arthropoda; Insecta; Hemiptera; Aphididae
Exons: 1
Coding region: 538-1326 (262 amino acids)
Source: RefSeq, a predicted model, not a curated record